Messenger RNA from Procambarus clarkii (red swamp crayfish), 1925 nucleotides. The record is from RefSeq and is a predicted model, not a curated record. NCBI's taxonomy places the organism in Eukaryota, Metazoa, Arthropoda, Malacostraca, Decapoda, Cambaridae.
GUUGUGUAGAGCGGUGUGUUGGUGAGAGCAGCAUGGCGGCCGUGUGUUGAUAGUCUGGUGGUCCUGGUCCUCGUGUACACUUCGCUCCCUCUGCCUCUUCUCCUCCUCCUCCCGGUUGUCUUCAAGUGGCGAAACUGAGCGUCUCCGCCACACACACACCUCGCCACCGUCUCUGCCGCAGUAGUGUAGGGUUGUAAGGAGAGUAAUGGCGCAGCAGCUAGCCGGCCUCUUCACCAGAGUGGGGCAGAUUGGCUUCGGUGUGGCUGUCGUCGGCGGCGUCGUCAACUCUGCUCUAUACAAUGGUCAGUGUUGGGGGGGGAUUGACGUCUCUGCCGGGAUUGACGUCUCGGCCGUGAUUGACGGCUCGGCCGGGAUUGACGGCUCGGCCGGGAUUGACGUCUCGGCCGGGAUUGACGGCUCGGCCGGGAUUGACGUCUCGGCCGGGAUUGACGUCUCGGCCGGGAUUGACGUCUCGGCCGGGAUUUACGAGUUACUGAGGUUUUUGGCUUCCCACGUCCCAUCUCAUGUGGUACGGGAAGCCCUUGCAGCUUACAUCCUGUGUGACUUGGAUUAUGCUUGUGUGAUGGACCCGCAUUCCUUCGUAUAUGGAUCUUCGUGUCUGUACUGGGUCCUGGCUCGCUUAGAGACUUACCAGGGGCAAGUUGUCUUUCUUGUUCCUUCGUCGCCAGCUCAGUCUUGGUUUCAGGCGCUGCUUGCUCGGUGUCCGAACCCCGAGAGUCUCAUGCGACUCCACUUCUUUCAACAGAUCAGUUCAGCUAGUGACGAGGCUGUGUCUACGGUACUUGUCCCUGUGAUGACUGGCAGUAAAGAUUUACAGACUGUGAACAUCACUCUCCGAGUGCUGUUCCAUCCAAUGAGUCUUGAACUUCCCAAGAUCUACACUACACUAGGCGUUGAUUAUGAAGAUCGUGUCCUUCCUUCCAUCACAAAUGAAGUUCUGAAAGCUGUUGUGGCUCGAUACGAUGCUGGAGAACUCAUCACACAACGUGAAAAGGUUUCCCGCAACGUCAGUGAACAACUUACAGAACGCUCUGCACAGUUUGGAUUGGUCCUCGAUGAUAUAUCUAUUACUCAUCUGACAUUUGGCAAAGAAUUUACUCAGGCUGUUGAGUUGAAGCAGGUGGCUCAGCAGGAGGCAGAGCGAGCCAAGUUCUUGGUUGAAAAGGCUGAGCAAGAGAAAAAGGCAGCAAUUAUUAGUGCUGAUGGUGAUGCAUCAGCUGCUACGCUGCUAGCCAAGUCAUUUGGUGAAGCUGGAGAGGGCCUUGUGGAACUCAGGCGAAUUGAAGCUGCUGAGGACAUUGCUUACAGGUUGGCGAAGAACCGCAAUGUGGCAUAUCUACCAGGCAACCAGGGCACCCUCUUAUCUCUUCCUCAGUGAGAUUCUUCAAAGACUUGGGAUAUAUCUUUACACAAUCCAGAAGGCAGAGUUGGGAACUAUAUAUAAUGUUUGACUUAAAUAUUCGUCAUAAUAAAAGUAAAAAAAAAAAAAAAAAUCUGCCAAUAAUUAUUGUUCCUGAAGAUCCUUAAGAGUUUAAGGAGUUCAAAUGAUUCAUUAGUUUGAAGCAAACUAUUUCAAGUCAAUAUUUUUCAUUAUAUGCUCCCUUGGUACAACAAUGUUGUAAAAUAAAAUUGUAGUUCAAAAUAUUGUAUCUAAGGUAUUUACAGUCAUCAAAGCUUUCAUUCCACAUUUACCUUAAAAAUAGUGUAAUUAAAUAUACUUGAAUUUUGUUGCACUUGAAUUUUUCAUUCAUAAAGAAAAUUGAGAGAACUAAUAACCAGUGAACAUUGUGUGGAUGUUUGGGAGACAGUCAGCCAGUAGCUGGAACAUGUACUUCCUAUCUCUUAUGUAUAAAGAAAUGUUCAAAUUGUAAUUAUCAUUUUGUAAAGAAAGGUAAAUAACUUUA